UGCGAGCAAUAGCCACUGCUAUAGCUAUCUUCUACCCCGUGUGAUCUAUACGACACUCAUUGUGCAAAAAUCCGUCGACGCAGUUGGAUGUCAUGGGCGCGCUACUUCAGUUCCUGUUGACGACGGUGUUCGUAGCGUUGGUUUUCUCUCAAAAUGAUUUGCAAGAAGAAUUUCCACCGGGAUGGACGGAAAAGUGCAUCGGAUGUAUGUGCGAAGCGUCUUCUGGGUGCAAUCAAACACUCGAGUGCAUGGAACAAAACGAAGUUAAAUAUUGCGGUGUGUUCUUGUUGAGCGAAGUUUAUUGGCAAGACGCCGGUACGCCCGUGCUUCAAGGAGAUGACCCUAACCGAAUCGGAGCGUUCGAGAGGUGCGUCAGAGACCCGUAUUGCGCAGCGAGAGCUGUAAAUCAGUACAUACAGAGAUACGCAAAGGAUUGCAAUAAGGAUCGCGUACUGUCAUGUGAUGAUUAUGUUCGAUUACAUUAUUUCGGUGAGGCGAAUUGUGAAAGACCAAUCUCAUCACUUCCGUACUAUAGAGUUUUUAGAAAUUGUAUUUCAUCUUAAUUUAAAUUUUAUUAUAACGCUAUUUUAUUUUAUAUAGAAUAUAUAUACAAAUUUAUAGAAAUAAGAAUAUAAUAUUAUAUAAUAUACUAUCAUCAAUUAUUAUUGAUAAAUGUAAUUUAUUAAAA
Metopolophium dirhodum (rose-grain aphid) is the source of this 688-nucleotide messenger RNA. Its product is annotated as lysozyme-like. The transcript has 4 exons. The record is from RefSeq and is a predicted model, not a curated record. Lineage: Eukaryota; Metazoa; Arthropoda; Insecta; Hemiptera; Aphididae. The coding region runs from base 93 to 563 and encodes 156 amino acids. Gene Ontology annotation, molecular function: lysozyme activity.